AUGGAAAUCAACCCAGUCGAACCCGCGACGCUCCCGCCGGGCGAACUCAGGAUGCGCGUGGACACUAUAUUGGAGCAUGAAAAGCAGUCAAUUCUCGAGCUCUACAGGUUGCAUCCUCUAGAUGAAUUGAUUGAUUACUUGAGGACAUUACAUGGUGUCUCUGUGCGGAGGCGGCAUCUCGUCUACAAACUGGGAAUUUGGGGAGCCUCCAAAGACAACAAUCGCGAUGAGGAAAAUUUAUCCUCAAUUUUAGGUCAACAUAUUCAAGAACUAGUCAAGACGGGCUCCCUGUUCGCAAACCCCAACCCCAAGGGAUGCCACUUGUUUAAAUGGGCCAACGAAGCCGACCAAAUCAUCCAUGAUUUCCGCCAUAACGACAGUCAUGACACUCUUUCACCUUCAUCUUUUACAAAACUGUUGAAAGAUCUCAAUGGAGUCAUUACGGAUGAGCACCCUCAGCUGAUAAGGGUACUAUUUGGCGUUUGGGAAGGUAUUACACAGAUCGAUGAUACCAACACUGCAAGCAGAUACUUCAUCCAUCAAGUCUAUGAUAUCUGUCAGGAGCUUCUCGGUGAGGAUAAUCUCAUCAGAAGAACCUUCGGUUGUCUCAAUUUCGGAGUCUUCAAGCCAGCGGAGUGUCUGGAGCUCCUCGAGCUCCUUCCAGCAAAGCUUUUCGCUCAAAAGUCUGAAAGCCUUGGUCCAAGUUUCGAGACGAGCAACAAGACGAACGACAAGACGAACGCCAAGACGAACGACUAUCAGAUUAUAUCCUCAGAGAGUAGGAAGACUGCCGUUGAUUUCUGGGUUCAAAGGUCACUCAGCGACUUCUCUCAGCAUACACUUUCGAAAAGGAAAAGGCGCCAUAACAUCGGCAGCUUGGCUAUUCGGCAUCUUUUUGAGAACAACGACGGGCAAGAAAGGCGAUUAUCAAAAUCGGUUACUCAACACUUUCCUUGGAACACCUCGACGGAGAGGUGGCUAGCUGACCCAAGUCAUGGGCCGCCUUACACCAGUCUUCAACCACCACCAAACAUCUUCGUAUCGCCAAAUGGCGCCAAGAACAUUGCAUUUGGCACUUUAUUGCGCAGCCAGACACAAUCAUUCAUCGAAAUCGAACGUUCCAACGAACUCGACACUGAAGACUCUUGGCCUCCACAGAAGCCCGGACAUGUAUCUCCACCACUUUUGGAGCAAGUUGGACAAUCAUCGAUCAAAACUCUCCAGUACAAUCCCUCAAAGGACUCUUUAGAAGGUAGCGACUUCGAUGUUCUUGAGCUCUCGGGCAAUCAAACAUCUGAUUGUCAGACGCCUGAUAAUGAAUCGCCUGAUUAUCGGUCGAAGACACAAAGCACUUGGUCGCCGCAUGAGAAUGAGCGUCAAGUGGCUGUGGGUGAGAGUUCAGGUUCUCCAUACGGAGAGUCGGAUAUUACGAGCGACUCGACGGCGGAGGAACAACAACAACAAAUGCGAGCAAUGGAAGCGGAGAGGCGCCAGAUCGUCCAAACAAUUAUGGAUGCGUUUCUCCACGACUUGGAUAGUCACUUGGAGGAUAUCACUGGCAAUUCUAUCGCCAUCAAAGAAGAGGAGGCAGGUGAACCUACCCAGGUUCCGUCGCAGGCCGGGGGGUCAACUAUGCGUGAACGGAGCCAGAUGCCUCGAAAGCGACAUAAAUCAUGCGACGAAAAAAAAGGAAUUGAGGGGUGGAGGGACCAGGGCAAGUCCGGUGACAAAGAUGAAUGCGACGAAAGCGAUAACGAAGAGGACGGCGGUAAGAAGAGGCCCCGCAAAGUACCACGCUGCCGAGAUGAAAUGGGAGGCAUCUUAUUUGCGUGUCCGUUCUUCAAGUGGAAUCCUCUAGCAUACGCGGGGAAGAAAGAGUGUUCAGGUCCAGGGUGGGAAUCAGUGCAUCGCUUGAAAGAGCACCUCUAUCGUCGCCAUGAGAGACCACCGUUCCAAUGCAGCAGAUGUUGCAAUUGGUUUGACAAACAAAGUGCACUGGACUCGCAUCUCAGAGUCGGAUCCAUCGAUCAGCUUUGCGACAUCAUCAACGAAUCAGAUUUACUCAGGGAGUUCAAGUUUGGCCCUGACGCUAAGAGGCAGCUCAAGGUGAAAUCUUCGCCGAAGCAAACAGAGGCAGAAAGGUGGAAGGCAGUAUACAGGAUACUCUUCGAUGUAAGGGAAGAUGAAAUACCCACACCUUACUACGACCACGACAUCACGGCUCUCGGCCGGGAAGAGUCCUGGAAAGAAUAUGCUCGACGGGAGAUCAUGGUACUCCUCCGAAAGCGUAUCGAGGCGGAGGUAGUAGAGAAAUUCGCGAACGUGGGAUCGGAGCUUAUAGCGGGGCUGCGAGAUAUUGUCCAUGAUCUGGAGCUCACAAUGAGGCGAGACUUCGAAAGGAGACAAGAGGAAGCUCGAAACUUGAAUCGACGAGAGUCGCCAUCAAUGACGCCGCCGCCGCCGCCGCCGCCGCCGCCGCUGCCGAUGCCGCCAGCAGCUCUCGACGAAUCCUCAACGAAUACGGCCCGGACACCUGGUAACGACGAGGGAGAGGUGGCAGCGGUACCGCAAACCGUUCUUAAUACGGAUAAUAACUUAGCGGGACACCUUUCCCUCGAUGAUUCGCAGCAGGAAGUUCACUCUGCCCGGUCGGAAGCGACCGGCAUGGAUACGCAGAACUGGAGAAUCGUCGAAGGAGAGGAGCCACUGGAUCCUUCACUGUUGGAUGCUGACUUUGGCUUUGACUUCCUCAACUAUGACGGAGGCAACAGCACGUUCUGA
Colletotrichum abscissum is the source of this 2781-nucleotide messenger RNA. RefSeq lists its product as uncharacterized. The transcript is spliced from 4 exons. The record is from RefSeq and is a predicted model, not a curated record. Bases 1 to 2781 code for a protein of 926 amino acids. Lineage: Eukaryota; Fungi; Ascomycota; Sordariomycetes; Glomerellales; Glomerellaceae.